Molecule: messenger RNA, 1091 nt
Organism: Aspergillus heteromorphus CBS 117.55
Lineage: Eukaryota; Fungi; Ascomycota; Eurotiomycetes; Eurotiales; Aspergillaceae
Product: 5'/3'-nucleotidase SurE
Exons: 2
Coding region: 32-925 (297 amino acids)
Molecular function (GO): nucleotidase activity
Source: RefSeq, a predicted model, not a curated record
CAGCCCUCCAAUAACCAACUGAGCAGCCACCAUGCACUUCCCUCUAGCUCUGUCUCUGCUGCCCCUGGCUACCCACGCCAUCAACAUCAUCUCCUCCAACGACGAUGGCUGGGCCGAGAUCAACAUCCGCACCCUCUACGACUCCCUCACCGCUGCUGGCCACUCGGUGGUCCUGUCGGCCCCGGCGGAGAACGAGAGCGGAACAGGCUCCGACGAUGCCACUCCCACCACCCUGACCGAGGCCUGCGAGUUCGACAGCUGCCCCUCGGGCAGUCCCGCCGAGGGCUACAACGCCUCGCAGCCGCGCUGGAACUACGUCAACUCGUACCCGGUCACCUCGAUCAAGUACGGGAUCAACACCCUGUCGCCCGAGUACUUCGACGGCGCGCCCGCCCUCGCCGUCACCGGGCCCAACGUGGGCACCAACCUGGGACUGGACGUGUUCUUCUCCGGCACGGUCGGCGCGGCCACCUACGCCGCGGAGGUGGGCAUCCCCGCGAUCGCAUUCUCCGGCGACACGGGGUCCCAGACGGCGUGGGACGUGACGACCCCGACGUACAGCACCGUGUACGCGGAGCUGGCGACCAAGGUCACCGACGAGCUGGUCGCGGCGGGCACGCCCUACCUGCCGGACGAGAUCUGGCUGAACGUGAACUUCGGCGCGGUGGGCGACUCGACGUGCACCAGCGCGGACGACUUCAAGUUCGUCCUGUCGCGCAUCUUCACCGCCAUCCCGCUGCUGACGCCGGCGGACGUCGAGACCUGCGGCAGCACGCGGCUGCCGACGGAGACGAAGGUGGUGGACUCGGACGGCUGCUACGCCAGCAUCUCGGUGGGGUUGGCGAGCGAUAAGCUGGACGCGAACGCGACGAUGCAGGCGGUGGUUCUGGACAAGCUGUCGGGAUUGUUGACCUGCUUGGAGUGAGAUCGGUAGAUAGCGACGUCAAUGGAAAUGGAAAUGGGAUGGAAUGGGGAUGUCUCUCCCGCUGUCUCGGACGUAGAUUACAUCCCCCCACUAUCACGAUAUUUUAGUCUCCGCGUCAGCCCUAAGUCGCAAGUACGCGUGAUCCAACCACACCCCGUCAUUGGAG